UUUUAACAAUUACUAUCUCUGCUUCUGUUCUCUUUCUCCUCUUUCUCUCACAUUUGUUCAGAAGAAAUGGUGUAAUUUUGCUUUAUAGAAGGUUUAGGUUAAAGAUUGGUUGCGGCGACGGCGGCGGUAACGGUGAAGAAGAAGAACAGAGACAAAAUGGACGGGCAAGUAACUUUGACUAAACAUCUAGCUUGAGGUGUAAAUGCAUGGAAUUGAAGUGAAUUGGGAACAGAGACUUGUUGAAACUGAAAAGGCCGUAAAUAAGCUGCUGAAGAAGUAGGAGUUGUUUCAAUAUUGGCAUUUGUAGGUAUUACCAAAAGAAAUCAUCUAUAAGAAGGAAGUAGCUUUUGUAGUGAAAUGGAGGAGGCGAUAGAGAGGUGUGUGGACUCUCAGCUAUGGCAUGCCUGUGCAGGAAGCAUGGUGCAAAUUCCUCCAUUAAACUCCAAGGUUUUUUAUUUCCCACAAGGCCAUGCUGAGCAUACAUUUACAGAUGUUGAUUUCACUGCUCUGCCGAGAAUUCCUGCUAUGAUUCUAUGCAGGGUCGAUGCUGUAAAAUUCUUAGCUGAUCCUGAAACCGAUGAGAUUUAUGCCAAGAUUAGGCUUAUUCCGGUUGAAAACAAGGACCAUGACUUUGAAAAUGACACUGUUUUAGGAAGCAGUGUGGUUGAAACAACUGAGAAGCCUAGUUCGUUCGCCAAGACAUUGACUCAAUCGGAUGCAAAUAACGGGGGUGGUUUUUCAGUGCCUAGAUACUGUGCAGAGACAAUUUUCCCGAGGUUGGAUUUUACAGCUGAUCCUCCUGUCCAGACUGUGAUCGCUAAGGAUGUUCAUGGUGCAAUCUGGAAGUUCAGGCACAUCUAUAGGGGCACACCACGGAGGCAUUUGUUGACAACUGGUUGGAGUUCAUUUGUGAAUCAGAAGAAGCUGGUUUCAGGGGACUCUGUUGUGUUUCUGAGGGCAGAAAAUGGUGAUCUUUGUGUUGGAAUUCGCAGGGUAAAGCGGGAUGGUAUUGGUGGGAUGGAAACCCAGUCAGGGUGGAACUCUGCUGCUGGCAAUUAUGGUGGAUUUUAUGCAUUUCUGAAGGAAGACGAGAACAAUAUAAUGAGAAGUGGUAGUAACGGGAAUCUGAAUUCUUCUGGUGGGAGAUUUAGAGAUAAGGGACAAGUGAGCCCUGAAUCAGUUGUUAAGGCUGCAUAUCUUGCUGCUAGUAGCCAGCCUUUUGAAAUUGUUUAUUACCCUCGUGCAAGUUCUCCUGAAUUUUGUGUUAGGGCGUCUUCUGUGAAUGCUGCAAUGAACGUUCAAUGGUGCUCAGGGAUGAGGUUCAAAAUGGCUUUUGAAACCGAGGAUUCUUCUCGGAUCAGCUGGUUCACGGGAAGUAUAUCAUUGGUUCAGGUUGCUGACCCCAUCCGCUGGCCUCAUUCACCUUGGCGGCUUCUUCAGGUGACAUGGGAUGAACCAGAUUUACUGCAAAAUGUAAAAAAAGUCAGCCCAUGGCUUGUCAAAUUGGUCUCUAAUAUGCCCGUCAUUCACUUAUCACCGCCAAGGAAAAAGCUGUGUUUACCGCAAGAUUUUGCACUCGACAGUCAAUUUCCAUUACCUUCAUUUUGGGGCAACCCCCUCAGGUCCAGCAGUCCUUUUUGUUGUGUAUCUGACAACAUCACUGCAGGCAUACAGGGAGCCAGGCAUGCUCAGUUUGGAGUACCUUUAUUGGAUCUCCAACUUAGCAAAAAAUUGCAGUCGGGACUGCUACCACUCGAUGCUGAUUCUAGAAUUCCUAAUAAGGUCCAAAAAGAGAGGAAUGAAAAUAUAUCUUGCUUGCUUACCAUGGGUAGUUCUAGUCAGAAAGCCGAUAAUUUGAAAACACCUCGGUUUUUACUCUUUGGCCAACCGAUUCUCACAGAGCAGCAAAUGUCAGCUGAACUUGGCAUGAGUAGUGGUCAGUGCAAAGUAUUCCUAGAUACGGAGGAUGUAGGACAUGGCCUUGAUAUCUCAGUUUUAGGAUCAUACGAAGAGCUGUAUAAAAGACUUGCAGACAUGUUUGGGAUAGAAAGAUUAGAUAUGAUGACACGUCUACUCUAUAUAGAUGCAACAGGUGCAUCUAGACAAAUUGGAGAUGAACCAUUCAGUGACUUGGUGAAGACUGCAAAAAGACUGACAAUUCUGAACAACAGUGCUGCAAGGAAAUGGCUCACUCAUCUGCCAACUGCUGAAGGUUGUCUAGAUUCUUCAAACCAGGCAGGAUCCCUUAGCAUCUUUGCGUAAAUUACCUUUUAUUAUCUCUGCUUGUUUCCAAGAAAUCAUAGACACUAGUAAUGUAACAUGGAUAUGUUUUAAGGAUGUCUCCGUUUUCUUUAUGUUUGAAAUAAUGUAACAAAGUUCUUGCUAAGCUGUAACCACAUGCUUGAAAGUGGUAUUAUCAAAGACAACAAAAUUUAUUCAUGUGAGGACUGUUAUAUGUAUUUCUUCCA
Molecule: messenger RNA, 2468 nt
Organism: Nicotiana attenuata
Lineage: Eukaryota; Viridiplantae; Streptophyta; Magnoliopsida; Solanales; Solanaceae
Product: auxin response factor 10-like
Exons: 5
Coding region: 358-2262 (634 amino acids)
Biological process (GO): response to hormone; regulation of DNA-templated transcription
Cellular component (GO): nucleus
Molecular function (GO): DNA binding; protein binding
Source: RefSeq, a predicted model, not a curated record